Molecule: messenger RNA, 828 nt
Organism: Synchiropus splendidus (mandarinfish)
Lineage: Eukaryota; Metazoa; Chordata; Actinopteri; Syngnathiformes; Callionymidae
Gene: zmat1
Product: zinc finger matrin-type 1
Exons: 7
Coding region: 1-828 (275 amino acids)
Molecular function (GO): nucleic acid binding; zinc ion binding
Source: RefSeq, a predicted model, not a curated record
AUGCUCAAACUCAAAACGCCACACAAACCGUGUGGAGGCACCACGCAGCACCCGGAUCAAUUCUGCACUGAUGACUACUGCUACUUGUGCAGUGCCGGGCUCCAAUUUGAAUCUCAGCGACAAUCCCAUUAUGGGGGAAAGAAACAUGCCCAGAAGCUGAAGUUACACCUGCACAACAAGGCGGCAGCAACUUCAAAUGGUCCACAGCAAACCACGAUGACAGACAAGGAUCAGUUCUGUCAGCUGUGUAACAUGGUGUUCAGCUCCCCUGUGGUGGCAAAGUCUCAUUACGAGGGCAAAGUUCAAUCCAUAAACCUUCGUAAAUACAAUCUUGGAAACUCAGACUCUAUCGGGAAGGUGUUGCCAUCUGUGGUGGCAGAAUCAUCUGUUGAUAACAGCGAGGGGACAGAAGAACCUAGGUCAGAGCUGGACCUGAAGGACCCCAACAACUACUGCGCUCUGUGUUCCGCCUCCUUCAACACCCCUCAAAUGGCUUCUCAGCACUAUAACAGAUGCAAACACCAGAAGAACGAGGCCCGGCUGAAGCAGCUCCAAGACCCACAAGCCACCAUCCAUGUGGCGUGCAAGACGUGCAGCUUGCAGUUCAACCCUGUGGAGAGAUGUCAGACACACAUACAGGAAAUCGAGCAUGGUAGCUGUGAAGAAGACUUCAAAGACAUGGUGAGGGAGGAGAGAGUGAAGCAGCUGGAGGACAAGCAGAGGGACGGGUUGGUGAUGAGGCGGGAGAGGAAGAAAACCAAAGAGAGAGUGGACACGCGUACAGAGGAGGAGGAGAGGCUGUGGGACGACUCCAUCCUCGGGUGUUAA